AUGGACUCUUCAGGUGACAUACAAUUACCAGGUAAGCACCCGAACACAACUGCCUUUGUAGCGUUGUAUUUCCAAUUGUAUUCUGACGAAAUGAAUGAAGACAUGAACAUUUCUGGCAAUCUCGAGUUCUAUAGAAAAAUUAUAGACUUUGAGAACGACACCGGCAAGCAUGAAUUGAUUUUCGGAAAUCUCGAUCGCUCACAGCAAAGGGCGGUUCAGUCAAUUACUCAUAGCAGGAACCUGGACUAUGAAUAUCAACAGGGUUAUGCGAAAGUCUUGCGUAAUUGUACUACAGACUGGAACUUUGGGGAUAUGAUCGAAAGCUCUCCUGCGGAGCUUACCCAUUACAAUGAACCAACCGAUUCUGGAAGACAUCUGAACGAAUCAUCCCAACUCGAAAUCGAUUACUUUGGCUCCAAUUUGGAAAUAGAGCCAUGGCCUCAAUAUUCAGUGUACCCAUAUCCACUGGAAUUGCCAAGUGAACUGGCCCAGGACAAUGUCGCGUCGGAAAGCUUACCGUUACCACAGUCCGAACUUGGCUCACAAUUCGAUAUGCCCAGAUAUGACAUCUAUGGCAAUUCAUCAGCUCUCAAUGGAUGUGGAAUUGAUUACAAUACACAUGUCGGUGGAGAUGUUACUCUGGCUGCAAAUCUCGAUACGCCCAGGAUCUCCUCGGACAAUAGUGGUUAUGCCUCCAUUCAACAGAAUAUUCAACGCUAA
This is a messenger RNA of Botrytis byssoidea, 720 nucleotides long. RefSeq lists its product as uncharacterized. NCBI's taxonomy places the organism in Eukaryota, Fungi, Ascomycota, Leotiomycetes, Helotiales, Sclerotiniaceae. Bases 1 to 720 code for a protein of 239 amino acids. The transcript has a single exon. The record is from RefSeq and is a predicted model, not a curated record.